GAGCUACCGGAAGUGUUCUCUGCAUGCAGAAGCCUUCGCUGCACGAUACAAGCCAACUGAGCGCUCAGUAUGGGGGCAAGAGUAAGGCAAAGAAACGGGUUAUAAAUCCCACGAAAACACUCUGAUCUCGCUCAAAAUGACCGAAAAGGACUAUCUUCCUCUCACACAAAAUGUAGUAAGAGGACUCAACGAUAAAUUGUAUGAAAAAAGGAAAACGGCAGCCCUCGAAGUUGAACGCAUGGUCAAAGAGUUUGUCGCGAACAAUGAGGUGAAACAAAUAAAGAAACUAACUCAAGUCUUGGCCGAGGAUUUUGCCGUUUCACAUAACAGUCAUGCCCGCAAAGGAGGUUUGAUAGGACUAGCGGCCGCUGCGAUUGCCUUAGGCAAGGAUGCAGGGCUGUAUCUGAAAGACUUGAUCCCUCCUGUCUUGUCCUGCUUCUAUGACCAAGACAGUAGGGUUCGUUACUAUGCAUGUGAGGCCCUCUAUAACAUUGCCAAGGUCGCAAGAGGCUCUGUUUUGCCGUUCUUCAAUGAGGUCUUUGAGGGACUCAGUAAGUUGGCAGCAGACCCUGAUCCGAAUGUCAAGAAUGGGGCGGAGCUUUUGGAUAGACUUGUAAAGGAUAUAGUGACUGAGAGCUCCUCGUUUGAUAUCAUCUCAUUCAUGCCGCUGCUACGGGAGAGGAUCUACACAGCAAACCCUUAUGCUAAGCAAUUCCUGGUAUCAUGGCUGAGAGUACUAGAUUCUGUCCCUGAGUUGGAUUUGAUCAACCAUCUUCCUGAGUUUCUGGAUGGCCUUUUUGUCAUAUUCAAAGACAGAAGUGCUGAGAUCAGAAAAAUGUGUGAGGCUUUACUUGGAGAGUUUCUUAGAGAAAUCAUAAAGUCUCCACAAACUGUCAACUUUGCAGAAAUGAUCAAUAUUUUGGUUCUUCACUCGCAAUCAGAGGAUGAGGUAAUACAGUUCACUGCGUUGUCUUGGCUCAAGGAGUUUAUCACACUUUCUGGCCGUACAAUGCUCCCAUUCUGUGCGGCUGUUAUCAAGGCGGUCCUUCCCUGUGUGUCCUAUGACCAGGACAAACAGAAUAUUAAAGAGGUUGCCAAGGCUGUCAAUCAGAGUAUGAUGCGUCUUAUCACCGAGGAUGAUGACAAGGAAGCAGAUGCCAUCUCAAUGGAGUGUGAUAAUGAUAUAACGGUGGUUCAGGUUCAUUUGGACCUUGGACCUGUUGUGGAGGUCCUUACCAAACAACUGACUCACAAGUCCAUACAAACAAGGAUCGCCAUGCUUAGAUGGGUCCUGUUGCUACACAUGAAAACACCAAAUAAGUUAUUUCUACAGAUUGAGAAGCUGUUUCCUGAAUUACUCAAAACAUUGUCAGAUCCAUCAGAUGAGGUUGUACUGCUUGACCUUGAAGUAUUAGCUGAGAUAUCUGCGUCAGCUGCCGGUCCCCCUAGGAACACCCCACCUUCCCCUCUCACCCCAGCCUGGUCGGCAGGGCUGUCUGACGCAUCCCCUCCAAGACAGCUCAACAAGUACUUCCAUAAGUUCAUGCACAGUCUUAUGCUACUGUUCCGGACAGAGCGGAAACUUUUAGAGGAAAGAGGCUCCUUCAUACUCAGGCAGCUUUGUUUAUUGUUGAAUGUCGAAGAUAUUUACCGGUCGCUGUCAGAGAUUCUAAUCCAAGAGGAAGAUCUGCAGUUUGCUGCUCUGAUGGUGCGCUACCUGAACAUGAUCCUUCUAACGUCAGGAGAACUCUUUGAUCUCAGAAUGCAACUCAAAGAUCUUCAGACUGCUGAAAGCUGCUCCCUGUUCUGCUGCCUGUAUCAAUCCUGGGCGCAUAACGCAGUGGCGACAGUCUCCCUGUGUCUUCUUACACAGAACUACAAGCACGCCUGUGACCUGCUUAUGAUUUUUGGUGAUUUGGAGGUUAAUGUGGAUUUCCUGGUCCAAAUAGACAAGUUGGUACAACUCAUAGAAUCGCCCAUAUUUACGUACCUUCGCCUUCAACUAUUGGAUACUGGGCGUAAUUACUAUCUGCUGAAAUCUCUGUACGGACUUUUGAUGCUUUUGCCUCAAAGCGAUGCGUUCACCACACUUAGGCAUCGACUGGAUUGCGUGCCUAACGGACGAGUACUCGCAGACCAGACGUCAAGUGAUCAAGCGCAGAAUGAUAUGGAGACGCGGGAGAACGUCCAGCGGAUAAACUUCGAAGAACUCAAGCAACACUUCAAAGCUGUUCAGAGGAAACACCUAAUUGCGAAACAUAGAGGCUCAGAACACCAAGCCAGGAACUUGCUAAACGCUUGAAGAGACGAUAAUUCGGCUGUUCGGAUGGUCUGGACCGGACACGUCCGUUAACCAGGGCUUUCCUAAAUGCUUGAAAAGGUGAAAACUCAGCUGUCCGGAUGGUCUGGACAGAACUUGUCCGAGAAUCAGGCCAAGGCUUUGCUUAACGCUCGAAGAGAAGCAGACUCUGCUGUUCUGGAGGUCUGGACCUGACAUGUCUGAGAACCAAGGCAAGCAUUACACUAAACGCAUAAAGAAUCGAAAACUGGCAACCGACGUGUCCGAAAACCCAGGCCAGAAACACACUGUGCGCAUGAAGAGGCGAUAAUUCAGCUGUCCGACUGUACUAAUGAAAAUACCUGAACCCAACUAACUUUGCACCGGACAUAUCCUUGACCAACAAGUACUACGCAAAGGCUGAGGUACUAUGAUGUCUUGGAACGGUGACGACCGAAGACAGCCUCCUCCGCCUUACUUACAAAUCCUCUCAAAUUUUUCUCAUUUAAGCGGGCCUUGAGCUGGGUGGUUCUUUCGAACCCUCCCCCUCCCUGACUUACGUGCCUAAAUGUAUGAAUAUUUUAGUGGAGGGGGUGGGGUUUGUUGUGUGUGUUGGGGGGGGGGGGGGGGGGGCGGCGUUUAGCGUAUGCGGUCUUACGAAACAAAGCAAAUUAACCUGAGAAAAUGAUAGUGUAGCACGAGAAAUUACCUGACCAAACUAUUUGGAUUUCUGUCAAGUCUGACGUCCCGUGUGGAUAGCGCCAACAUUGCGCAGCAUUUCUUGACAAAGAUUAUGUAGGCAAAGUCUUUUAACGAUGUUUUUUUACAUGGGGUUAGAUAUCUUGAAAGUGACAAAAAGAGGAACUUUUUAAAUCUUAUGGAAUAAAUGAUAAAAAAUUAAAAGUUUGAAUAACGUGUGCUUAGAGUAGUUUUCGUAGAAUAGAAUAAAGACAUACAUAUUUUGCUAUAGACAAUAGCAAAAAUGAAAAAAAUGUAUAAGCUUAUUGCGUCGAAGUACGCGCAUUUCCAUAAUAAAGUUUUGAAAAAAUAA
Molecule: messenger RNA, 3329 nt
Organism: Nematostella vectensis (starlet sea anemone)
Lineage: Eukaryota; Metazoa; Cnidaria; Anthozoa; Actiniaria; Edwardsiidae
Product: protein VAC14 homolog
Exons: 16
Coding region: 137-2302 (721 amino acids)
Biological process (GO): positive regulation of kinase activity; phosphatidylinositol biosynthetic process
Cellular component (GO): PAS complex; endosome membrane
Source: RefSeq, a predicted model, not a curated record